This is a messenger RNA of Oppia nitens, 1094 nucleotides long. It is a transcript of the gene epsilonCOP, whose product is annotated as coatomer subunit epsilon-like. Gene Ontology annotation, biological process: intra-Golgi vesicle-mediated transport; endoplasmic reticulum to Golgi vesicle-mediated transport; retrograde vesicle-mediated transport, Golgi to endoplasmic reticulum. Gene Ontology annotation, molecular function: protein binding; structural molecule activity. NCBI's taxonomy places the organism in Eukaryota, Metazoa, Arthropoda, Arachnida, Sarcoptiformes, Oppiidae. The record is from RefSeq and is a predicted model, not a curated record. Gene Ontology annotation, cellular component: COPI vesicle coat. The coding region runs from base 158 to 1054 and encodes 298 amino acids. The transcript has 4 exons.
UAAAAUUGAAUUAAAAAUUGUUUGUCGUUGUCAUUGACAACCAUUUAAUGUGAUUUGUUGUCACUUUUUUUAAGCCAUUCAUUGAUUGACACAUUUGUGUUGUUAUUAUUGUCGGUAUUAUUAUUGUUGUUGUUGUUGAUGACCACCAUCUAAGACAAUGACCAGUUCAUCGUCUUCAGCACCGGACGUGUUGUUUGAGUUGCGAAAUGCUUUUUAUUUGGGAAACUAUCAACAGUGUAUCAAUGAAGCACAAAGAGUUAAGGUAACGUCUGAUAACAAGUUGGACAAAGAUAUCUUUAUGUACAGAGCAUAUGUGGCACAGAAAAAGUAUGGUCUGGUCUGCGAUGAGAUCAACUCAUCGAUGGCAACACAAUUACAAGAUGUUAAAUAUUUGGCCACUUAUUUGAUGGCCGACGAUAACAAAAAAUCAAAUAUAGCGCAAGACUUGGAGUCGAAGAUCCAGACAUUGGACGCCACCGAUUGGGUCCAGUGUUUAAUGUUUGCCACAAUCUAUUAUCACGAAAACAAUUUGGAGACUGCAUUGCGUGUAUUGCAUUCAAGCGAUAAUCUUGAGUGUUCGGCAAUGGUAUUGCAAAUCUAUCUAAAGUUAGAUCGAUUAGAUUUGGCCCGAAAAGAGUUGAAACGAAUCCAAGAGACGGAUGACGAUUCAACAUUGUGUCAGUUGAGUCAGGCGUCGGCCAAUUUGGCUCAGGGAGGCGACAAACUACAGGAUGCCUACUAUAUCUAUCAAGAAUUGGCCGAUAAGUACGGUCCGUCGCCGUUGCUUCUCAAUGGUCAGGCCGUCGCACUGAUCGGUCAGGAAAAGUAUACCGAAGCCGAAACACUAAUACAGGAGGCUAUCGAUAAGGACAGCAACAAUUCGGAAACAUUAAUCAAUUCAAUUGUAUUGUCACAGUAUUUAGGAAAACCACCCGAAGUGACCAAUCGCUAUAUGAAUCAAUUGAAAGACUCCAAUAGUAGUCAUCCCUUUAUUCAGGACUAUUUGGCUAAAGAACGAGAGCUACAGAAUCUGAUAAAGAGUUAUCAAAUUUAAAUAUUAAGUUAACAUCACUUCCAGUGCAUUAAAUAGGAAU